Messenger RNA from Zea mays, 1633 nucleotides. RefSeq lists its product as uncharacterized. The transcript is spliced from 4 exons. Gene Ontology annotation, molecular function: DNA-binding transcription factor activity. NCBI's taxonomy places the organism in Eukaryota, Viridiplantae, Streptophyta, Magnoliopsida, Poales, Poaceae. The record is from RefSeq and is marked provisional. Gene Ontology annotation, cellular component: nucleus. Gene Ontology annotation, biological process: regulation of DNA-templated transcription. The coding region runs from base 147 to 1271 and encodes 374 amino acids.
CUCCACUCUCUUUCAGAACCCAACACGCCACUGUCGCGGUAACAGAGCAGCUAGCCAAGAGUAGUAGCCGCGUGCCCGCGUGCGCUUCCCGAACCCCGAGUCCCGACCAGAGAGAGAUACGGAGAGGAGCAGACCUGCCCGUCGCAAUGGCGAUGCCACCGAAGCCCGGCGACCCGCCGCAGCGCUCGCCGGCACGUAGCCCAAACCUCAAUCUCCCCUGCCCGCUGCCGCCGGUCCCGGGCGGGGCGCCGCCACCGCCGCAGCAGCAGCCGGGCGCCGGGCUGCCCCCGCCGCGCGUGGGCCACCACCGCCGCGCCAGAUCUGAGGUGGCCUUCCGCUUCCCGGACGACCUGCCCGGCGGCGGGGGCGGCGGCUUCGACGAGAUCGGCUCCGAGGACGACCUCUUCUCCACCUUCAUGGACAUGGACAAGAUCGCCGGCGCCGACCGCGACCGCGCCGCCGAGACCUCCUCGCCGCCGCGCCCAGCCAAGCACCGCCACAGCGUCUCCUUUGACGGCUUCGGGAUGGGGGCUGCCGCCGGCGGCCCGGGCGGCCAGCAGGACGGCGGUGGAGGCAUGUUCGGAGAGGUGAUGGAGGCCAAGAAGGCCAUGUCUUCCGAGCAGCUCUCCGAGCUCGCCGCCAUCGAUCCCAAGCGCGCCAAAAGAAUUAUUGCAAACAGGCAAUCUGCAGCACGGUCAAAGGAAAGAAAAGCUCGAUAUAUAACAGAAUUGGAGCGGAAGGUUCAAACUCUUCAGACAGAGGCUACUACUCUUUCAGCACAGCUGACACUAUUCCAGAGAGACACAACUGGACUUUCAGCAGAAAAUGCUGAGCUCAAGAUAAGGUUGCAGGCCAUGGAGCAGCAGGCCCAACUGCGUGACGCUCUAAAUGAUGCACUGAGGCAAGAAGUGGAGAGGCUUAAGAUAGCAACGGGCGAGAUGUCGAAGUCCAAUAACGAGCAUUUCAAUAUGGGAAUGCAGCACGUUUCCUACAGCCCUUCAUUCUUCCAGCUCUCGGAGCAACACACAGUGCAGCAGCAUGGAAACAUUCAGCUGCCGCACCAUUUCCAACAGCCUCCGCUGAAUGUCCCGAGCCACCAGAUGCUAUCCCACCCCAACUCCCUCUCGAACAUGGUGCAGCAAGACUCUCUUGGGCGUCUCCAGGGGCUGGACAUUGGGAAAGGCUCCAUGGCUGUGAAGUCGGAGGCUGAGGUCGUGGUGAAGUCAGAGGGCAGCUCUAUAUCUGCGGGUGAAAGCAACACCACCUUCUAGCUAUACAAUACGUCUGCCUUCCAAGAAGCCUUUGUUUGGUUUAGAGUUCUUCUUUUGUUCAUAGUCUGACAUCCUUGAACUGCUUCCUCCUUCCCUGUAGUUUUUUUUUAUUCCAUUCGUUAUAUCUAGUUACCAUUGAUCGGUUGUGUCGAUCGUUGUUGUUGUCGUGGUGGCUGAUUCUAUAGGGACAUUGGUGUGCUGGUUUCGAGUUUGUUAUGUGUGUGGUAUGGUUGGUUGUUUCGAGCUAGUGACUGAAAGGGCACCGAGUGAUUUUUUGGCAGAAUUUCUUUUCUCCACCUGUUUUAGUUUUGUUAUAGAACAACCAUGAUUUCUCCUUCUGGAAAUGUGUACAUUGUGUUGCU